AGUACAGGUAUACCUAAAGAGAUCGGCGUGGCGGCCAUCUUCGGGCCGCAGUCGGCGCAGACGGCCAGUCACGUGCAGUCCAUCUGCGACAACAUGGAGAUCCCGCACUUGGAGACACGCUGGGACUACAGACUGCGCCGCGAAAGCUGCCUCGUCAACCUCUACCCGCACCCCACCACGCUCUCCAAGGCGUACGUGGACCUCGUGCGCGCGUGGGGGUGGAGGAGCUUCACCAUCGUCUACGAGAGCAACGAGGGCCUGGUGCGCCUGCAGGAGCUGCUCAAGGCGCACGGCCCCUCCGAGUUCCCCAUCGCCGUGCGCCAGCUGCCAGAGGGCGGGGACUACAGGCCGCUGCUGAAGCAAAUCAAAAACAGCGCCGAGUCGCACAUCGUGCUGGACUGCUCGACGACGCGCGUGUACGAGGUGCUGAAGCAGGCGCAGCAGAUCGGCAUGAUGAGCGACUACCACAGCUACCUCAUCACGUCGCUCGACCUGCACGCCGUCGAUCUGGACGAGUUCAAGUACGGCGGCACCAACAUCACGGCCUUCCGCCUGGUCGACCCGGACGACCCUGAGGUGCAGCGGGUGCUCAAGGACUGGGCGUACACGGAGCCCCGCGCCAACACCCCGCCGAGGAAGCCGGACGUCGGGUUGCGGACGGAGACAGCGCUCAUGUACGACGCGGUGCUGCUGUUUGGAAAGGCCCUGCACGACCUUGACAGCAGCCAGCGCAUCGACAUCAAGCCCCUCAGCUGCGAUGCCGCCGACACUUGGCCCCACGGCUACAGCCUCAUCAACUACAUGAAGAUCGCUGAAAUGCGCGGGCUGACGGGCGUCAUCAAGUUCGACAACCAGGGCUUCCGCUCCAACUUCGCGCUGGACAUCGUGGAGCUGAGCCGCGACGGCCUCAAGAAGAUCGGCACCUGGAACUCCACGGAGGGUGUCAACUUCACCCGCACCUACGGCGAGGUGUACACGCAGAUCGUGGAGAGCCUGCAGAACAAAACCUUCAUCGUUACAACCAUCUUGAGCUCGCCUUACUGCAUGUUCAAAGACACCAGUGAGAAGUUAACGGGCAACUCCCAGUUCGAGGGCUACAGCGUCGACCUCAUCCAUGAGAUUUCCAAGAUUCUAGGCUUCAACUACACCAUUCGACUUGUUCCAGACGGCCGCUAUGGCUCUCUCAACAGGGAUACACGCGAAUGGGAUGGCAUGAUGAAAGAGUUGCUUGAUCAGAAAGCGGACUUGGCUAUUGCUGACCUCACCAUUACAUAUGAUCGUGAACAAGCAGUUGAUUUCACCAUGCCCUUUAUGAACCUCGGAAUCAGCAUUUUGUACCGAAAACCAAUCAAGCAACCUCCCAACUUGUUUUCGUUCCUCUCCCCUCUGUCACUGGACGUUUGGAUAUACAUGGCAACCGCUUACCUGGGCGUCUCCGUUCUUCUCUUCAUUUUAGCACGGUUCACCCCGUACGAGUGGCAGAACCCGCACCCCUGCAACCCGGACCCGGACCACCUGGAGAACCAGUUCACGCUGCUCAACUGCAUGUGGUUCGCCAUCGGCUCGCUCAUGCAGCAGGGCUGCGACUUCCUGCCCAAGGCCGUGUCGACGCGCAUGGUGGCCGGCAUGUGGUGGUUCUUCACGCUCAUCAUGAUCUCCUCGUACACCGCCAACCUGGCCGCCUUCCUCACGGUGGAGCGCAUGGAUUCGCCCAUUGAGAGCGCCGAGGACCUGGCCAAGCAGACCAAGAUCAAGUACGGAGCCCUCCGCGGAGGGUCGACCGCGGCGUUUUUCAGGGACUCCAACUUCUCGACGUACCAGCGCAUGUGGUCGUUCAUGGAGUCGGCGCGGCCCAGCGUGUUCACGGGCUCCAACGUGGAGGGCGUGGAGCGGGUGGUGAAGGGCAAGGGCGGCUACGCCUUCCUCAUGGAGUCCACCUCCAUCGAACUCUCCGUACCGCACGGCCAUCAGUGGCGCCAUCUUGAAACUGCAGGAGGAGGGGAAGCUGCACAUCCUGAAGACUCGCUGGUGGAAGGAGAAACGAGGAGGAGGCUCGUGUCGGGACGAGAACACCAAGAGCAGCAGCACGGCCAACGAGCUGGGGCUGGCCAACGUGGGCGGCGUGUUCGUGGUGCUGAUGGGCGGCAUGGGCGUGGCGUGUGUCAUCGCCGUGUGCGAGUUCGUGUGGAAGUCGCGCAAGGUGGCCGUGGAGGAGCGGACGCGAGCACGCGCUCCGUGUACCUCUCUCGCACAGUGUCGAAAUAGCCAAGGACUUGGGACCUGGCACCCUGACCCGGUGCGUCACCGCU
Molecule: messenger RNA, 2309 nt
Organism: Gryllus bimaculatus (two-spotted cricket)
Lineage: Eukaryota; Metazoa; Arthropoda; Insecta; Orthoptera; Gryllidae
Source: the annotation of a GenBank genome assembly